UUAGGCGUGUGGUCUCCCUCGCUGAUUGAUGUGGUGUUGUUUGCGAUCGCAGCGGUGGUGGUCUGGAAAUUGGAGAGGAGGAGGAGGAGGAGGGGUUGGGCGACGGGGCGGUUGCCGCCGGGGAGCGAGGGGCUGCCGGUCGUAGGGGAGACGCUGCAGCUGAUCGCGGCGUACAAAUCGGAGAACCCGGAGCCGUUCAUGGACGAGCGGGUACGGCGGCAUGGGCGGCUGUUCACCACGCACGUUUUCGGGGAGCGCACCGUGUUCUCGGCGGACCCGGAGUUCAACCGGAUGGUGCUGGGGGCGGAGGACCGCACCGUGGAGGGCAGCUAUCCGUCGUCCCUCUCCACGCUGCUGGGCACCCACUCCCUCGUCGUGAUGAAAGGCGCCCGCCACAAGCGCAUGCACUCCCUCACCCUCGCCCGCCUCACCUCCCCCGCCGCUAUCCGUGAGGCCAAACUCCUUCUCCAUAUCGACCGCCUCGUCCGCCGCACCCUCGACUCCUGGCCCUCCUCCUCCCCGGUCCUCCUCCUCGACGAGGCCAAGAAGAUCACCUUCGAGCUUACCGUGAAGCAGCUGGUCAGCUACGACCAGCACAAGUGGAUCGAGUCCCUCCGCCACGAGUACCUCCUCCUCAUCAAUGGCUUCUUCUCCAUCCCCUUCCCUUCCUUCCUCUCCUUCACCACCUACGGUCGUGCCCUGAAGGCUAGGAAGAAGGUGGAGGAGGCGCUGAAGGAGGUGAUAAGAAAGAGAAAGCUGGAGAAGAAGCCGACAGGAAUCGACGUCGACGUCAAGGAAAGCCAGAAUAACACGAAGAAAAAAGACAUGCUGGAGGAGCUGUUGGAGGGAGAAGCGGAAGGGAUGACGGACGAGGCGAUAGUGGACUUCCUGCUGUCGUUGUUGGUGGCGGGAUACGAGACCACGUCCACCAUCAUGACCCUGGCCGUCAAGUUCCUCACCGACCACCCCCGAGCCCUCGCGCAGCUCAGGGAAGAGCAGGAAGGGAUAAGGAAGCAGAAGAAAGACGAGGAGGCGGCCUUGGACUGGGAUGAAUACAAGUCCAUGCCCUUCACACAGUGCGUGAUCAACGAGACCCUUCGAGUGGUCAACAUCAUUGGCGGAGUGUUCCGGCGAGCCAAGACAGACCUCCAUUUCAAAGGGUACACGAUUCCCGAGGGGUGCAAGGUCUUCCUCUCCUUCCGUGCUGUCCACCUCGACACCGAAUACUUCGAUGACGCCCGGACCUUCAACCCCUGGAGAUGGCAGAAGAAUGCAGCGGCGCAGCAGGUCGGGGGGGCCACUGUCUACACCCCCUUCGGCGGGGGCUCGCGGCUGUGCCCCGGCUAUGAGCUCGCUCGGGUGGUCAUAUCCGUCUUCCUCCAUUACCUCGUCACUCGAUUCAAUUGGGAGGAGGCGGAGAAAGAUAGGCUGGUGUUCUUCCCCACCACAAGGACUCUCAAGAGCUAUCCCAUCAACGUCUGGCGGCGCGAGGAGGAAGAAGGAGCAUGAGUCGCACGGCAGUGAGCUGCCAUUCCCCCGCUUUCCGUAUCAGCAUUGCUCAGGCUACCAUGUAAUAGGUGGGACCGUGAAGCUCCUUCUUACUCAAAUAGUUCCUCCCCACAAGGCUACCCGUUAUAA
Musa acuminata AAA Group (dessert banana) is the source of this 1638-nucleotide messenger RNA. Its product is annotated as cytochrome P450 90A3-like. The transcript has 7 exons. NCBI's taxonomy places the organism in Eukaryota, Viridiplantae, Streptophyta, Magnoliopsida, Zingiberales, Musaceae. Gene Ontology annotation, molecular function: iron ion binding; heme binding; oxidoreductase activity, acting on paired donors, with incorporation or reduction of molecular oxygen. The record is from RefSeq and is a predicted model, not a curated record. The coding region runs from base 199 to 1509 and encodes 436 amino acids. Gene Ontology annotation, biological process: multicellular organism development; sterol metabolic process; brassinosteroid biosynthetic process.